This is a messenger RNA of Procambarus clarkii (red swamp crayfish), 648 nucleotides long. Its product is annotated as glutamate-rich protein 6B-like. The record is from RefSeq and is a predicted model, not a curated record. Lineage: Eukaryota; Metazoa; Arthropoda; Malacostraca; Decapoda; Cambaridae.
AUGAGAAAUGAACAGUAUGAUGGACCUGAGACUUACACGGGUAAUGCACAGUAUGAUGGACCAGAGACUUACAUGAGCAAUGCACAGUACGAAGGAACAAAGACUUACAUGGGCAAUGCACAGUAUGAUGGACCGGAGACUUACAUGGACAAUGCACAGUAUGAUGGACCAGAUACCUACAUGGGUAAUGCACAGUAUGAUGGACCAGAGACUUACAUGGACAAUGCACAGUAUGAUGGACCAGAUACCUACAUGGGUAAUGCACAGUAUGAUGGACCAGAGACUUACAUGGACAAUGCACAGAAUGAUGGACCGGAGACUUACAUGGACAAUGCACAGUUUAAUGGACCAGAGACUUACAUGGGUAAAUCACAUUAUGAUGGACGAGAGACUUACAUGGACAAUGCACAGAAUGAUGGACCAGAGACUUACAUGGGUAAUGCACAGUACGUUGGACGACAGACUUACAUGGGUAAUGCACAGUAUGAUGGACCAGAGUCAUGGACAAUGCACAGUAUGAUGGACCAGAGACUUACAUGGGUAAAGCACAGUAUGUUGGACGACAGACUUACAUGGGUAAUGCACAGUAUGAUGGACCAGAGACUUUCAUGGACAAUGCACAGUAUGAUGGACCUGAGACUUACAUAG